AUGUCCCCGUUACACGAUUUGCCUAAUUUUCUCUGUCAUAUCCUGGACAGUGAGAGGGAAGAAUAUCGGGCUUCAGCUGCAGCAGUUAAAUCUCCACCUGGCAUACAUCUCAUUCUCAACUCCCUCUUAUGUGCUUCUCGACCUACAGUCACGGAAUGGGCAAUCAGCAUUUCCCAAGAUGUGCUAAGACAGGAAAUCAUCCGAGCAUCAGACAUUGAGUCAGGAUUACAUUUCAAUGCUUCACAUGCUUGCUCUGCCGACCUUGUGGGAUUUGAUCUUCGAGGGAUUGCGGAAAAGUUUGGAAAUGCUGCUCCGUUGACCUGGAACCUUGUCCAGAUACUGCUGGAUGCAAACUCAAGGCAGUUAAACAAAAUACCGAUGGGUAUUAGGAGUGGAAAUGGAGGGUCAGAUGAGGAGAAUGAUGAUGCCGUUGAUGCCGAAAAUGGUGCAUUGUUAUCUAUUAAAGGAUGCGUCAUUCUAUCAAUCCUCGCAAAUAGUACGAAUUCCCAGUGCAAUGCCUUCCAAGCUGUCCAAGGAUUCUUCUUAGAAUCAGUAAACACACCGGAGCGAGUCAUAAAUGUGCUUGCCCAUGGUGGAUGGAGUGUCUCUGUGAUGUCCGUGAUAAAUAUGGUGAAGUCGCUAACAGUUGAGCGACAGAAAAUCAUACGUGAUCUAUCCAAGGAUGGUCUAUGUGCACUGGCAUAUGACAAUCUUGAUUUCAAUUUCAAGCCAAAGGAGGCCAUGUUAGAAAAUCCUGGUACAUUUGAAAGCAUCACAACUGGUACUUUCAUACCAUUGGGACAUGGCACAACACUGAAUGACUUACGGUUCUCAGAUGAGCUAUGGAGGAAAAGCUCAUUAAAUCCGCAAGGCACAAAGGAUGUCACUCCUUCGCAUCUGCCAUCACAGAAGUAUAUCCUAAAGCGAGUGGGAGAGUCAAUCCCACACAUAGAGCUGGCAAUGCGGUGGUACAUCAAGAGUGUAAUUGUGGAGUACCUUCCUUCGUCAUAUAAGGACCUUCUUGGUCCGAUGCCAUCAUCAAAGUGGAUAGGUGUCGAGAAAUCAACUCAGCAGCCAGCACGUGCAAUGCACAUAAAGGCAUCAUGCAACGAUGGGAAUGUUGAGAUUGUAGAUAAUCUUGAAUGCCAGCUGGGUACAAAAAGUGAAUGGUAUGACUCAUACAUACGUUUAUGCCAUGGUGACCUGGGCACACAAGAACGUCACGACAGCACAACAUUCUUCCAUGCAAUCGAGAAUAGUAGUCAGAAUAGACUACAGUGGCUUGUGACAGUACUGGGGGUAUUCCACAUUCGGAUGGCAGCCAUUGAUGCCAUUUGGAGAACACAUAUUAGUGGACAUGCAUUGCAAUCAAAUGAAGGUGGCACUUACAAACUGUUUCAAACCCUCCGCCCUCGAGACUUCAUGAAACUUAGUAGGAAUCCAAGUUAUCGUAUGCUGAAUGAUGGGAUCAUGCACCUCGUGAAAGCACAUAUAACAGUGUGCUGGGAGCAGGUGCUUGGGAACAGUGAUCUGCAAGGAUUUUCUGAAACCGAACCGGCAUGGGAUACAAUCGAUGAUCUGGCACAUCAAAUCUUUAUCAAGCACUUUGCGGGAAACAACUUCAAUGACUUACGGGAUCUACCCAACUCCAAAUGUGAUAGGAGGCUGGAAAAUCAGCUGCUGUUUAAUCAGGAUGGGCUGAUGUAUGUGUUACUAGCCCAGGCAUCAAACACUGGAGCAGUUGGUUUCAUAAAAGAUCUCCUAUGGAUAUGGGUGCCGAUGUUUCGUGCAUGUGGAAAACAUAAGUAUGUGGCACAUCUCUCCAAAUUCCUUCGAGAUUUAUGCAACACUUACCCUGCAAGGCUGAGCCAUACUAUCAAAAUGCAUUGGUUGUGCGAUCCAACAGGCAUGCCCGAUGGGUUUAGAGGUGUAGACUGGUGGGUAGAAUUGAAUAAUGUCAGAGACCUGGUCGAGACGAAGGAGUGUCUCCAUGGCGGAGGGCUUUGGCCUCAGCGACUUGUGCCAGGAGCGCUGUGCCAAGUAACACUCAAUUUUAUUACUGAAGUGUAA
Messenger RNA from Cantharellus anzutake, 2070 nucleotides. RefSeq lists its product as uncharacterized. The record is from RefSeq and is a predicted model, not a curated record. The transcript is spliced from 4 exons. Bases 1 to 2070 code for a protein of 689 amino acids. Lineage: Eukaryota; Fungi; Basidiomycota; Agaricomycetes; Cantharellales; Hydnaceae.